AUGUUCCUUUAUAAAACGAUUACUUCCUUAGUCACGGCUCCUAUUACUCAAAAUAUUGCUUUAAUUAGAAUUUCUGGUUCGCAAACUUAUCCAAUUAUUAACCAAGUUUUUGACCGCCCUUUACCGGAAUAUCCGCAAAAAAAGCCACAGUUAAUUUUUGGUAAAAUCGUUAAUUCUCAAAAAGAAAUAAUUGAUGAAGUGUUGUUGCUUUGUUUUUACAAACCAAAUUCCUUUACCGGUGAGGAUGUCGUGGAAAUUAGUUGUCAUGGCAAUUUGUUUGUGGUUAACCAAAUAUUACAGUUAAUUCAAGAAAAAGGUGCUGAAUUAGCCAAAGAGGGUGAAUUCACUAAACAAGCUUUUUUUAAUGGAAAAUUGAACUUAAUUCAAGCUAAUUCUAUUAAUGACUUAAUUCGGGCUCCUAGUUUAGAAGGGGUUAAAUUAGCUCUACAUAAUUUAAGUCCCAAAAGCCAACAAAAAUUAGCAGAUAUUGAAAAUGAAUUAUUAGACAUUAUUGCUACCAUUAAAGUCAACAUUGAUUAUCCGGAAUAUGAUGGAGUUGAAUACCUAACUGGUAAGGCAGUUCUUCCUCGUUUAAAUAAAUUAUUAGAAAAGUUAAAUACAAUUAAAAAAGAUGGUCAAAAGGCUCGCUUUUACCAAGAGGGUUUAAAAGUGGCCAUUGUUGGGAAGCCGAAUGUUGGUAAAUCAACCCUUUUAAAUGCUUUGUUGCAAGAGGAAAAAGCCAUUGUCUCCCCUGUGGCAGGAACUACCCGGGACAUAAUUGAAGCUCGUUAUAAUCUAAAUGGAAUUCCGCUAACUUUAUUAGAUACGGCCGGCAUUCAUGAAACCCAAGACAUAGUAGAAAAAAUUGGAGUAACCCGUAGUUAUCAGGCUUUAGAAAAAGCGGACAUUAUUUUUUUUUUGGUGGAUAAUUCCCGCUCCUGGGAUAAAAAAGAUAGUAAUAUUUACCAAAAAAUUAAGGAGAAAAAUUUUCUCCUUAUUAUUAAUAAAAUAGAUGAAUUAAGCAAAUUAAAAUUUCCUUCCAUCCUUUCUGCAAAAAAAGUUUGUCGAAUUAGUGCUAAAAACCAGCAAUUGGGUGAAUUAGAAAAAGAAAUUAAGGAAUUAUUUGCGAGCGAUUUAAUAAAUAAUUUGUCUCCUUAUCCUUAUUUGAGUCAAAACGUUGCAUGCGGUGAUUUAGAAACUAGUUAUAAAUUAGUCAAAGAAUUGAGUGGAAAAGAAUAUAAUGAAGAUUUAUUAGAUAUAAUUUUCACCUUUGGUAAUCAUACGGUUCGUAGUUUGCUUAACUCCCCAUACUUUAAUCUAAAAAAAAUCCUUUUAAGAGAGGAACAUAAAAAAGAUAGAAAUUUAUUACAAUUAUUAGCACAAAAAAAAAUUCCUUAUGAAUUAUUAAAUAAAGAACAAUUUUCUCGUUAUAGUUUUGAUAAAAAAAGUCAAGGAAUAGUUGCUUUUAUUCGUAGUUACCAUUACGUUCCGCUUGCUUCUUUAUUAACUCAUCAGCCGCAAAGAAGGUUUCCGUUAAUUGUUAUGUUGGAUAGUAUUGAAGACCCUCAUAAUUUUGGAGCCAUUUUAAGAACCGGUGCCGCUUUGGCGAUUGAUGGAGUAAUUAUUGCGAAAAAAAAUCAAGUACCCGUUAAUAGUACAGUAAUUAAAAUUUCGAUGGGAGGAGUAGCCCAGGUUCCGGUCUGUCAAGUAAAUAGUAUGGCCGAAACAAUUAAUCAACUUAAAAUCCAAGGAUAUAAAAUUAUUUCUACUCUUUGUCAACCAGGAACCCAAACAUAUAAUAAAUUUGCUUUUGCUUUCCCUACUUGUUUAAUUUUUGGUAAUGAACAUGAAGGAAUUAGACCAAGUUUGGUUAAAAAAAGUGAUUAUUCAAUUUACAUUCCAAUGAGUAAUAAUAUUGGUUCCUUAAACGUUUCAGUAAGUUGCGGAGUUAUUUUGGCAGAAGUGGUUUCGCAAUGGGAAAAACAAAAAAAAUAG
Molecule: messenger RNA, 1995 nt
Organism: Ambispora leptoticha
Lineage: Eukaryota; Fungi; Glomeromycota; Glomeromycetes; Archaeosporales; Ambisporaceae
Source: the annotation of a GenBank genome assembly